GACCUCAAAUGCCAUAAACUUCAGUUCAGAUCACACCGAUGUUUGCGGUUUAUGAAUUUCAUGUCUAUGAGAGCCGAAACUCCGUGCAGUCGUUAAUCAAGAACAGUUAUUCGAUGUUCGUAUCGCCGCAGCCGCCGAUUGCCACGAAGUGUGCUGCGACGAACGUCUGAUCCAACGUUAUCUUCGCGAACGCAGCAGUUGCCCCACUCGUCGCCGUUGAACCCGCGCCGAUAUUUGCGUUAUCAAUCAGCGAGUGGAGGCAAUUAUGUAAAGUAAACAACGACAAACUCAACGACGCCAGCAGCAGUCACGUUUCCACGCCGCUAUCACCCCACGCCGCCUCGUCAAUUCAACGCAUAAAAACGUCACUCCAAUUCUAAAGUACAUCACAUCACCUAGCGCGCUCAUGAUGGACGACCGGCAUGCAUACGAAAAACUCUCGAUUCGGGAUUCAGCAAGGUCUUCCAAAAAGUACGGAUCUACCAGCAAUCGCAACAAUACACGAAAUGAGUCCUACAUCAAACACUUUGUAACCAAAGCAGAUACUUUACAAGGCAUAGCGCUCAAAUAUGGAGUUACUAUGGAACAAAUACGACGUGCAAAUCGUUUGUUUGCAAGCGAUAGCUUAUUUCUUCGCGAACACCUGCUGAUACCAGUCACUGAAACGACAUCGACCACGGAUAUUACGAUUGUUUCGCCAGCGUCUUCUUCACAUGAGCAUGAUAGUGAACUGGGUGCAAACUCGCGUGUUACUUCGCCGAGUUACGACGAGGAUGAAGACGUGAAUGAUUUUCUCGGAAAGAUUGAUGCCGCCAUUGCGAGCACGAAAGCGGACGUAAAGAAGAUUCACAAGAAGAGUGAGUUUGUGGACGUCGAAGGCACCGAGAGGCGGAAACCGGCCGUGAGUCGAAUGCGGCAGAUGGUGAACAACAACGGCACUGCUGAUGUGGUGAAAAUGCCGCAAACUGUCGUAAUGACACAGGGGAAUAAAAUCAAAACUUCCAUGCAAAGGUUUCAACAACAGCAAGACGAGUUGUUUGAAUUGUAGCAGAAGGCCACGAUCGUGUACGUGAAUCGCUCCCGAGGAGUCCGUGUUUGAUAGCAUUACCAAUUUCUUGUCAUUCUCACAUCACUAUAAGUGUCAGCACGGAAGCGCAGAUAAGCGCGAAAGAACCAAAGGCUAUAAUGUCAUUGAAUCGUAGGUAGGAGUUGCAAUACAUUCGCUCGAAAUUCGUCCCCUAGAGAGAGUUUAGACAAUAACAAGACGCAUUCGUCUUCCGCAAACGAUGGAAGUCGCUUUGCUCUUGACGUAGCCAACAAGCACAAUUACUUAUUAUCGCACUGAUUGUAUAAAUUAGAAAAGAAACUACAGCUUUACCACACAACACAAUAUUCCAACGAAAAACCUAGGCAAAUUAAACAAUGCCAGCAUUGGCAACAAGCUAAUCUCCGAGUGCAAAUAUUUAAGCGCGGGGAAAACGCGUAGAUAGUAAGAAUAAACUAGUGUACAGGUGAAGGAUUGCGUGUGAAUAGCGUGUACAUAAUGUAUAUAUUUGUGUAAGACCAAACUGGGAGUGACUAUUUCACAUUGGUUUAAAUCCAGCUAAAUGUCGUUAAAGGCCCGAAGAGUAUACAAAUUUAAUUUGAACAUCGAUGUCAACGAGAUCAUUGUUGCACGGACUGGACUUUGAGCGUAGAAUGACGCAUGACGAGCGUUAAAAUCGUGACUGAGUGUAAAAGCUUAAGCGAAAAUUAAUACUAAUCAAAUGCGACGAGGCGCUAAGUACUCAACUUCAGACAACCAGCGGAAAUAGUGCAUCUUAUUGUUGACUGCAACCACACAUAGGCAGAUACAGCAAAAAGAACUUUCCAAUUCACACAAUUUGAUUUUUCUCGCUAUUGCCCAUGAGUAAUGCCAGUUAAACAGGCCGAAUGUAAAGUUCACGGCUUUCAUAACGGACUUUCUUAUGCUGCAAUAACUGAAUAUUCGAAAUAAUACUCGAGUGUCAUGGGUCGCAAUAAAAUUUACGUAACUCGCUGUGAUUAGCUCUCGCAACAUUUCAGUUAACUUAUUGCUAAACCAGAAUUAGAAUUAUAACGCAUUGAAAUUAUUGUUUACAACAUUAACAAUCAUACACUUAACGCUAAGUCUAAAAUAAUUUGUAAUUGGAAUUUGUAAACUUGAGUGGAACUUGAGCGAUUUCAAUUACUUUGAUGACGUGUUUCGAUGAUAUAACAAGCACGUCUGUCUGAUAACGAUGAAACGAUGUGCAAUGCUAUUUGUGACAUAUCUAUAAAUUUAUUUAAAACAACAAUAGUGGAGAAUUUGAGAUGUGUUGAAUGAUAAGCUUGGUGUUUGUUAAUAAGUAAUAAGUUUUUGUUGAUUUUUUAAUCUCUAAACCAAAUGAAAUGUACGUAUAUCCAAAACAUAAAUUUGCACCGAACAAAGACAACUUGUAAGGUAUGAUUGGUGGCUUAGAUUUAAGAAAUGAGAAAAUUUGAUGAAAAUUUCCGUAAGUGUCUAAAUUCCUCUCAGCUGAGCUGCGACGGAAGCAAAUGUCUCUCGUAAUCAGAUUUCAAGUUUCAAUUUAACGCGCAUUCAUUGAAAUGUGAAACUUUAAUUACCUAACUCAACUAUGCUAUAAAUUAUACAUAUUAUAUUAUUAUAUGAAUUAUAUUUUAUAAAAUAACUGUUAAAAAUUG
This is a messenger RNA of Dalotia coriaria, 2703 nucleotides long. Its product is annotated as lysM and putative peptidoglycan-binding domain-containing protein 2-like. Lineage: Eukaryota; Metazoa; Arthropoda; Insecta; Coleoptera; Staphylinidae. The transcript is spliced from 4 exons. The record is from RefSeq and is a predicted model, not a curated record. Bases 407 to 1048 code for a protein of 213 amino acids.